AUGGCUUGCGUGGAAUGUGUGUCUGGCUCUUUACACUCCGGAACACCAAUCGGGCAAGAGAUUUCGCUCGAAGGCAUAUCUGCGUACGCGGUUGGAGAUGAAUCCUCCAAACGCAUCAUCGUGUUCGGUACAGACAUUUUUGGCUGGAAAUUCAACAAUACAAGGCUGCUCGCGGACGAGUAUGCAUCCCGCGGCUUCCGCGUCCUCAUCCCAGAUUUAUUCGAUGGCUACGAGCUUCCACAGUGGACGCUCGCUUCCAACGACCCCGUAAACGAAACACCAACUCUUUUCCAGAGAUUGAUUUUGCGUCCAUUUGCCCUUUUCGUUCUUGUCCCUUUCGUCCUGCGCCACAGUCACUCCGACCAGUCCUCAAAGAUCAAUAAAGUCGUAAACCACCUACGCCAGACGUAUUCGGAAGCUAAGAUUGGCUUUAUCGGCUUUUGCUGGGGGGGCCGGUAUGCAAUCACAAUGAACGCCUCAUUCGAUGCGUCAGUCGCUGCACACCCCUCUCUCGUCAAAUUUCCCGCGGACCUCGAAGGGAUCUCCAAGCCGAUCAGCUUUGCGCUCUCGGAGACGGACCACAAUUAUAACAAGGAGCGCGGAGACGAAACGAAGUCUAUUCUGGAGAAGAAGGGUUUCACUGACUUUGAGGUUGUCGUCUAUGAGGGAGUCAACCAUGGGUGGACAGUACGGGGUAACAUGAGCGACCCACAUAAGAAGGAUGCGAGAGACAGGGCGAAGGAACAGGCGCUGGCUUGGUUCGAGAAGUACCUCUCCAUUACGCCGGUGUAG
Sparassis crispa is the source of this 792-nucleotide messenger RNA. RefSeq names its product Protein AIM2. The record is from RefSeq and is a predicted model, not a curated record. The transcript is spliced from 2 exons. NCBI's taxonomy places the organism in Eukaryota, Fungi, Basidiomycota, Agaricomycetes, Polyporales, Sparassidaceae. Gene Ontology annotation, molecular function: hydrolase activity. Bases 1 to 792 code for a protein of 263 amino acids.